This is a messenger RNA of Miscanthus lutarioriparius, 1323 nucleotides long. Lineage: Eukaryota; Viridiplantae; Streptophyta; Magnoliopsida; Poales; Poaceae. The record is from the annotation of a GenBank genome assembly.
GUUGGCGAGAAUGCUCAUAAGAUUUCAAUUGAGAAAAGCAAAUAUCUAGGAGGUGAUUUGGAGCAUACACAUCUGGUCAAGGGCUUGGACUAUGCUCUACUUCACAAAGUACGGAGUGAAAUUGAAAAGAAACCUGAGGCAGAGGAUGGGAAGGAUGCAAAGUCAAGGGCAACAAAAGAAGAUCAGGCAUCUGUCUACCAAUGGAUCAUAAAGCCUCAAAGCAUAAUUAAAGAGAAUGAAUUGUUUCUUCCUGGUCGGAUGUCAUUUAUUUACAGCAUGGAGGAGGGAGUAACCAAUGAUAUUCCAACAACUCUUCAUAGGAGCAAAGCUGAUUGCCUGGUUCCAGAGGAGAUGGUAACUGUCAGCGUGGAUGGUUCUGUACUUGACAGGAUUGCUAAAAUUAUGACAUACCUUCGGCUUGGAUCAUCAGGGAAGGUCUUGAAGAAAAAGAAAAAGGGAGAGAGAUAUAAAAGAUAUGCCACCACCACCAGCUCCACCCCAUCGAACAAUAAUUUUAAUGGAAAGGAGAAACAACCAGUCCCUGUUGCAAGAGCAGACGAUGAUGACAUUUUUGUUGGAGAUGGAGUUGACUAUUCAGUUCCUAACAAGGAAAUGAGUCAGAGCCCUGUUUCUGAUAUGGAUGAAUCACCACAUAACCAUCAGAAGCAGUCCAAUUUCACUGAACCCAUGUCCAUGUAUGGCCCAGUACCACCAUCUGAACCUGCUCAAGCUUGGCAACAGCAGAACGGGUAUGAUGCUGUUCAAGCCCAGAUGGCAGCUGCUGGAUAUCAAGGUGACUGGUCAAGCUAUGUGUAUGCAGAACAGCAGUUGGGUUAUCCGGAACAACAAGGAUCGGGUUUUGGUUCUGUUUUCAAACGUGACGAUCAAAGGCUUAAUCAGCUGAGGGAAAAAGAUGCACGGGAGAGAGAUCCAAAUUUUAUUUCAGAUAGUUACUCAGAGUGUUAUCCUGGUUACCAGGAGUAUAAUAAUGAGAUUGCAGGAAGCGAUGAUGAAGAUGAUUUAUCGAAGAUGGAUAUGGGUGGACGGGCGAAGGGCCGCCUUCACAGGUGGGACUUUGAGACUGAAGAGGAGUGGGCCAAGUACAACGAUCAGAAAGAAGCCAUGCCGAAGGCUGCCUUUCAGUUUGGGGUGAAGAUGCAGGACGGCAGGAAGACCAGGAAGCAGAACAAGGACCAGAAGCUCACGAAUGACCUCCACAAGAUCAACAAGAUCCUGGCUAGGAAGAAGGGCGAGAAAGAUGGGGCGGAAGAUGGCGGCCACUACGAUGAUGAUUUACCUAGCUCGAAGAAACAGCGUGGCUGA